Messenger RNA from Orbicella faveolata, 976 nucleotides. Its product is annotated as rho guanine nucleotide exchange factor 7-like. Gene Ontology annotation, molecular function: protein binding; guanyl-nucleotide exchange factor activity. Gene Ontology annotation, cellular component: cytoplasm. The record is from RefSeq and is a predicted model, not a curated record. Lineage: Eukaryota; Metazoa; Cnidaria; Anthozoa; Scleractinia; Merulinidae.
GCUUCAGUGGAAUCAAAUUUUCGCGGGAAAAUUUUCAAAGUCGAACAAUCAAUUGUCUGUCCAGACUUGGCGCGUAAUUUAUUUUGUCCGUUUCCUGUACUAUAUUAAAUGGGAUGAAUUAACCAGGUAUGUCGUUCCACCCAAUGAUCAAAGAAUUUCAAAUACCCAAACACUCGGCGGGAUAGAGUUUAUUUUGUUUAGCGCUGUACAGUGCGGGUCUUGAACCACCGAUCGGCUGAAUUUGUAUAAAAUGCGGCUCAAACCGCGCCAGAUAGAAAGCUGGUUUGUCGCUUUGGGUCUACUGGAGCAGCGGCAAAUAACGCCCGAUGACGAGUUUGACAGCUAUCUCCAGAAUAUUUUAAAAGACGGCUCGAUUCUUUGCCGUUUGGUUAAUCGAGUGAAGCCAGGUACAAUAAAUAAGAUUCACCAAGGGCCGAUUUCAGUAGAGGAUCGCUUGGAGAACUUCAAGGCUUUUGCGAGCGCCUGUCAAGAACUGCAGCUAGGGGACGAAGAGGUUUUCUCUCCGAGCGACUUUGACACCGAAGAAGGCUUUACCCGUCUGUUGCGAACUCUCGACUGUCUAGAAAAUGUUGCUACUGGAUAUGGUUUGGGAAAGCAAUUUACUCAACACCAUGAAGUAACAACAAGAGAAACAACACACGAGUCAGAACAAGACAUUGCUGCUGACGACACAAGACAUCUUGAAAUGACAGAUUAUGGAGGUGGUAUCCACCUUGUUAAAGCUGCUUUUCCAUUUAAUGGACGAGAUGAAGAUGAGCUUUGCUUUGAGAGAGGAGACAUCCUAGAAGUCACUAAGGCGGUGGAUGGAGGAUGGUGGGAAGGAACCUUAAAUGGCAAAGUUGGAUGGUUUCCCAGCAACUAUGUCAAAGAAAUAUCAGCAAGUCCUGAACCUACAACACCAGUUACACCNUGUUUGCAUGACCCAUUGUUGUCUUCAUGUGUUAUUAUCUUCUAA